Messenger RNA from Xiphias gladius (swordfish), 1940 nucleotides. Its product is annotated as fibroleukin. The record is from RefSeq and is a predicted model, not a curated record. Lineage: Eukaryota; Metazoa; Chordata; Actinopteri; Istiophoriformes; Xiphiidae. The transcript has 5 exons. Bases 421 to 1773 code for a protein of 450 amino acids.
GUGUGUGUGUGUGUGUGUGUGUGUGUGUGUGUGUGCAUCAGGGGGUGGGUGCAUUAGUCUGUGUCAGACAGCAAAGAGUGCCGCAGUUAUCUAGGAAUCUGAGCCAAAGCAACCUCACAAACAGAGAGAGCAGGAGAAAGAGGAGGACGAGGAGUGAGGAAAAGAAGGAAAGAAGAAGAGGAUGAAAGAAGCACAGAGAGUAGAACACUAGGACAACUAUAGAAACAUUUAGACAAAAAGAAGAGGCCAGCAAACACUUUCUGAAUGAAAAGGCACUUAUUGAGAUUUAAAGAAAAGUGAAGUGAAGGUUUGCAGAGAAUCAUCAACAACUAAAGGACAAACAACUUACAGCUUGGAGGAAGGAGGCUGGAGCACUGCUCAAGAGUUUAAAACAAAGUUUAGGACAAGCCUGCAUUUUCCAUGAUUCCUUUUGGCUCUCUUAGUAUGCUCCCUCUGCUGUCACUGUAUGUGGGAGCACUGCUGUCCUUAGAUGGAUCCCCGGCCUGCACACACCCUCCCUGUGGGGACAGUCUGGUGGCUGAACCCAUCCCGCCUGGGACGGGAGUAGGAGUGGGUACCCGGGCCUGUGAGGGUCAGACUGGGACGACGGCCUGCAGGAUGGGGGUUUUGCAUCCAGCCAUCUCAGAUGCUCCUCGGAGGUCGGAGCACAGGCAUAAUUUCCCCCAGGUUAAGCCUAAGACUGGAGGUGUCAAAGAACGUUUAGUUCAGCUGCAGCGCUGCAUGCACUCUGUCCAGGAAACAGGGGGACCCUGGAGUCACGGGGGCCAGGAGAGCAGCUCUCUAGGGGCCAUCCUGGCACUAAUGGCAGCUGUGCUGACAGAAUGUGACCUCCACUGUCACAGCCAGGCCCUUGGGGCGAUGGCCAAACGACUGGAGAGUGCAGCUGUGGGAAGAGAGGGGGAAAAAGACCUGCUGCUUUUCCUGAAGAGCAUCACACAAUACCAACCCACAGGUAAGAGUGCUAAGAGUGAUCACAUGAUACAACUGUUGCUGAAUAGUAAGUCGAAUAAAAAUGUAUGUUUGUGGUUCUCAGUCGCCCCAUUGGAAAGGUUACAUCCUCAGGACUGUGCAGAGAUUUACAGGCUUGGCAUCACGGAGAAUGGAAUCUACACCAUCCAGCCUGACCUGCACAGGCCAGCACUGGAGGCUAAAUGUGACAUGGAGACGGCGGGCGGUGGAUGGACAGUGAUCCAGAAUCGGCAGGAUGGUUCGCUAGACUUCAACAGGACAUGGGAGGAAUAUCGGGAGGGCUUUGGAAGUCCCCAGGGAGAGCACUGGCUGGGGAACGCGGCGCUGUACACCCUCACCUCCUCUGGCCAACACCAACUCCGAAUCGAGCUGGAGGACUGGCACCAACAGAGACGCCAUGCUACCUACAACAAUUUCAAAGUAGCAUCAGAGGCACAGAGGUAUCGUCUGACAGCACGGGAGUACUCCGGAGAUGCAGGCAAUGCCUUGAGCUACAGCAAACGUUACAACCACGACGGCAGAUCCUUCAGCACUGCUGACCAGGACCAUGACCGCUAUGCAGCUGGAAACUGUGGUCAGUACUAUGGUGCAGGCUGGUGGUUUGAUGCCUGCCUGGCAGCUAACCUGAAUGGACGGUACUACCGUGGGCGCUACAGUGGGGUGACCAACGGUAUCUACUGGGGGACAUGGUACAUCCUGACAGACGGACGAACUGGAGAACGCUACUCCUUCAAGAGGGUGGAGAUGAAAACAAGACCCAGGAACCUUGGGGGGACUUCCUAAAGCUAAUAAUGACAUUUCUCAAUGGAAAAUUUGCUGCACAGUAACCUACUGUAAUAAUCAUGCCAAUCACAGAUGAGAAACAGAUGUUAGAUGUUUAAGUCUCUGUGUGGACAUGACUCUAUUUAGAGCACCUUUCAUGUCACUUAUCAGUUACAUGCAGAUGGCAG